AUGGCCCUGGACGGCGAGCGGGGGGAGCAGGAGGAGGAGAAGAAAAAGAAGAAGAAGAAAAAGAAGAGGAAGAAGAAGAAGGAGGAGGAGGAGGAGGAGGGGGCCGGGAAGAGCAGCUCAGCCUUCGCGGCCGCGAUGGGCGACGACGACGCCGCGCUCCGGGCAGGCGGCAGGGGGCUCUCGGACCCGUGGGCGGACUCGGUGGGAGUGCGACCCCGCACCACCGAGCGCCACAUCGCGGUGCACAAGCGGCUCGUGCUGGCCUUCGCUGUGUCCAUCGUGGCCCUGCUCGCGGUCACCAUGCUCGCCGUGCUGCUCAGCCUGCGCUUCGACGAGUGCGGGGCGAGCGCCGACGGCGGCCUCGCGGGCUUCCCCGAGCGCGGCGGCAACGCGAGCCUCCCGGGACCGGCCCGGCGCAACCACCACGCGGGCGGGGACUCCUCCUCGCAGCCCGAGGCGGGCCGGGUGGCCACCCCGGGGACCCCUUCCGCCCAGCCGCCGUCGGAGGAAGAGCGCGAGCAGCAGCAGCAGCCGUGGACGCAGCUGCGCCUGUCGGGCCGCCUCAAGCCGCUGCACUACAAUCUGAUGCUCACCGCCUUCAUGGAGAACUUCACCUUCGCCGGGGAGGUCAACGUGGAGAUCGCGUGCCGGAACGCCACCCGCUACGUCGUGCUGCACGCCUCCCGGGUGGCGGUGGAGAAGGUGCAGGUGGCCGAGGACCGCGCGGCCGGCGCUGUUCCGGUGGCUGGCUUUUUCCUCUACCCGCAAACCCAGGUCUUGGUGGUGGUGCUGAACAGAACCCUGGAGGCGCAGAGGAAUUACAACCUGAAGAUCAUCUACAACGCCCUGAUCGAGAACGAACUCCUGGGCUUCUUCCGCAGCUCCUACGUGCUCCACGGGGAGAGAAGAUUCCUUGGUGUUACUCAGUUUUCACCUAUACAUGCCAGAAAGGCAUUUCCUUGUUUCGAUGAGCCAAUCUACAAGGCCACUUUCAAAAUCAGCAUCAAGCAUCAAGCAACCUAUUUAUCUUUAUCCAAUAUGCCAGUGGAAACUUCUGUGUUUGAGGAAGAUGGAUGGGUUACGGAUCACUUUUCACAGACCCCUCUCAUGUCCACAUAUUAUUUAGCCUGGGCAAUUUGCAACUUCACAUUCAAAGAAACUACCACCAAGAGUGGGGUCGUAGUACGAUUAUAUGCAAGACCUGAUGCUAUCAGAAGAGGAUCCGGGGACUAUGCUCUCCAUAUAACAAAGAGAUUAAUAGAAUUUUAUGAAGACUACUUUAAAGUGCCCUAUUCCUUGCCAAAACUAGAUCUUUUAGCUGUGCCUAAGCAUCCAUAUGCUGCUAUGGAGAACUGGGGACUUAGUAUUUUUGUGGAACAAAGAAUACUGCUGGAUCCCAGUGUUUCAUCUAUUUCUUAUUUGCUGGAUGUCACCAUGGUCAUUGUUCAUGAGAUAUGUCACCAGUGGUUUGGUGACCUUGUGACUCCUGUGUGGUGGGAAGAUGUGUGGCUGAAGGAAGGUUUUGCUCACUACUUUGAAUUUGUUGGUACAGACUACCUCUACCCUGGCUGGAAUAUGGAAAAGCAAAGGUUUCUGACGGACGUUCUGCACGAAGUGAUGCUGCUGGAUGGUCUGGCCAGUUCUCAUCCAGUAUCCCAAGAAGUACUACGGGCUACAGAUAUUGACAGGGUGUUUGACUGGAUCGCAUAUAAAAAGGGUGCUGCUUUAAUUAGAAUGCUGGCUAAUUUUAUGGGCCAUUCAGUUUUUCAGAGGGGUUUGCAAGAUUAUUUAACCAUUCAUAAGUAUGGCAAUGCAGCCAGAAAUGAUCUCUGGAAUACAUUGUCAGAGGCUUUAAAAAGAAAUGGAAAAUAUGUCAAUAUACAAGAGGUAAUGGAUCAGUGGACACUCCAGAUGGGCUAUCCUGUCAUCACCAUCUUGGGAAAUACAACAGCAGAAAAUAGAAUAAUAAUUACCCAACAGCACUUUAUUUAUGACAUCAGCGCUAAAACUAAAGCACUUGAACUUCACAAUAACAGUUACCUGUGGCAGAUUCCAUUAACUAUUGUGGUAGGAAAUAGAAGCCAUGUGUCUUCAGAAGCAAUUAUUUGGGUGUCUAACAAAUCAGAGCACCACAGAAUAACUUAUUUGGACAAAGGAAGCUGGCUUCUGGGGAACAUCAAUCAAACCGGCUACUUUAGAGUCAACUAUGACCUGAGGAACUGGAGGUUAUUAAUUGAUCAGUUAAUCAGGAACCAUGAGGUUUUCUCUGUCAGUAACCGAGCAGGUUUGAUCGACGAUGCCUUCAGCCUAGCCAGGGCUGGCUAUUUGCCUCAGAAUAUUCCCCUGGAGAUUAUCAGAUACUUGUCUGAAGAGAAGGAUUUUCUUCCUUGGCACGCUGCCAGUCGAGCUCUUUAUCCUCUGGAUAAAUUACUGGACCGCAUGGAGAACUACAAUGUCUUCAAUGAAUAUAUUUUAAAGCAAGUUGCAACGACAUACAUCAAGCUUGGAUGGCCAAAAAAUAAUUUUAAUGGAUCUCUUGUUCAAGCGUCCUAUCAACAUGAAGAGCUACGUAGAGAAGUUAUAAUGCUGGCAUGCAGUUUUGGCAAUAAACACUGUCACCAGCAGGCAUCAACACUUAUUUCAGAUUGGAUUUCCAGCAACAGGAACAGAAUACCGCUAAAUGUUAGAGACAUCGUCUACUGUACAGGAGUGUCACUGCUGGAUGAGGAUGUCUGGGAAUUCAUAUGGAUGAAAUUCCACUCCACCACAGCAGUUUCAGAGAAGAAAAUAUUAUUGGAAGCCUUAACUUGCAGUGAUGACAGAAAUUUGUUAAAUAGACUUCUCAAUCUAUCACUGAAUUCUGAGGUGGUAUUAGAUCAAGAUGCAAUUGAUGUCAUAAUCCACGUAGCUCGAAACCCACAUGGCCGAGACCUUGCCUGGAAGUUUUUCAGAGAUAAAUGGAAGAUACUAAAUACCAGGUAUGGAGAAGCAUUAUUUAUGAAUUCUAAACUGAUCAGUGGAGUUACAGAAUUUCUUAAUACUGAGGGUGAGCUCAAAGAGCUAAAGAACUUCAUGAAGAGUUACGAUGGGGUAGCUGCUGUUUCUUUCUCACGAGCUGUGGAAACCGUGGAAGCCAAUGUGCGCUGGAAAAUGCUUUAUCAAGAUGAGCUUUUCCAAUGGUUAGGAAAAGCUCUGAGACACUAGUAUGUGUCUCUUAUAAACAACAACUCAACUUGGAAUAUUUUGAGACAACCUGAUUUAUGUUGAACUAGAAAAAUGUGCUCUGUGGAAAAUGGCCAGAUUUUCAGUGUUAAUGGAUGGGAGGAUUUUAUUUUUAUUUUAUUUUUUGUUUUGGGAUAUUUUUUCUUUAUUUCAUUCAUUCUGUUUUGUUUCUCUACUGGGUGUUCUGCUCUAAAGAAACUCUUGCAAGUGAAACUAGCCAUGGUUGCUUCAGCUGUACAUUUCUUUCUGUACAGGACCAAAUAUGAUAGUGGUGCAUGUCUAUAUUGCAGUCAGUUUGGAAAAAAAUAUUCAUAAUAUGCUGUGCAUGGAUGUGUGGUCUUACCUGUGUUCAAGCAUGCUUAUUUAAAAUGUCCAAUGUUGUAUGUGAAUCUAUGUUACAUCUAGGAUGGGCAUUAUGCAAAGCACAAAGAUUAUCUAUGACAAUCAGUGUUGCAAUGAAAGAAAAUCUAACAAAAAGGAGUUAUAUUCUCAGUCCUGGACAAUGACAGAGGUAAAGAAACCCUUUAAGUGAUCGGUGUCACUUAUUUCAGCACUCGGAUUGUAUGACAAUGAUUACUGUGUUGCUAACUCAAUUUCUUUGAGUUAAAGCUAUAUAGGCAUAUAGAUAGUGUAAACAUAUGUGUAUGUACAUAGGGAAACCCCAUAUGUAUAUAGUAUGUUGUACACUGCACAUGUGCAAAGAAUAUCUUCAGAUCAAAGAAAAUUUAUCUCUUUUUAUAAACUUAAGGACACUGGGAACAGGUGUAAAAGAAGUUAUCUCAACAUUAUUCUUUCUAUUUAUUAACUAAAUUUCUUAACUGUCAAGAUUUUUCAUCUACUUUCUGAUCAAUGGUCUAUUCUGCUGUAUGAAGAUGAGUUGAGACAAAAUAUGUGUAUAAACUAACCACACUUCUAAUUGUCCGAAGUGGCUGCCUCUCAUAGAUUCUGUCAUCAUUUUGGUCAAACUUACGAUGGCAUAAAACUAUUGUGCAAACUUCUAUUUAUCAGUGCUGACAAAGUUUUUAUUUUCUAUCUUGUUUGUAUUCCCAUUUUGUGUUGAGUGAUCCAGAGAUUUAAAAUUUCUCUGUGUAUUGUUAUUUGUCUGUGUCCAUUAAGCAACCAUACCUCAAGUAGGUCUGUUAGCAUUUAUGACCUUUUAUGCUAGUUGUGCCAUCCCUUAGGGUGAAAAGAUACUUUUCUUCUGUCCAAAGUCUUUGUUCUGGCACUGACAACUCUGUUCUACCUGGGAAUUUUGAAAGGAAUGUUCAUGGCUAUGUGUUAUGUAACACAAGAAUUUUUUCCAUGGUAUUCUCACCCAGUAGGCCAGUUCUCCAUGCAUUACAUAGAUGUUUCAAAAUUAAUAUUUUAUGUUUACCAUUAUAAAAUAUGAAUACAACUAUUGUACAUAAGCCAAAUGUUUGUGGACAACUUCUAUGUUCUUGAGGUUUUAUGAUCCCUAAAAUCAGAAAUAAUCAUUUCAAAUACAUGUGUUCUAAUAGUCAAUGAAUACUAAAAUACAACAACAACAAACUAGACACUUUAGAAAAUGGAACAAUAAUGGAAUUGAAGUUUAUUGAAAGAAGAGCAAUUUCCUAACCCAUGGAAUAAGUACCACCUGAAAUUGAAUUUUGUCAAUUAAGCAAUUAUUAUCUAUUACUCAUUUGUAACUUUUGCAGCACAACCUUGCAUUAAAAUGAGUUUUAAAUAUCCUAAGUGGAAGUAUCAAGGCAUGUAAUGCUUAGUGUAAAAUCUAAAUGUAGGUAAUCCAAAGUGAUGAAAUGCAAUUCCUAUGCAUCACAUUUAUGAAAUCUUUAAUGGAUAAGUUAUGAUACAUCACAAUAAUAAGCAUCACACUGCCAUGUAGGUCUGAAACAUGCAUUAUAUCACCACUGAAUUCAUGUAAUAGAGGAGACUAAAAAAUAGAAAUAUCUGUCUUCUUUGCCGUGAACUACUGAAAAUUUUUGGUAGUUGAGGCAUUUUUCUGACAAAUCAUCCUUUUCCAGAUAUUAGUUAAAAGGGCUUUUAUAGUUCUUUUUCCCUCCUUACUGUUAAUAAUCAUAAUAUUUUUCAGUAUUUUAGUGGCCUUGAGCAAUUGUAUAGCUAUAAUAUCAAAUCCUAUGUGUAUAAUUAUGUGGAAUGUUCAAUACCUCAUCUAAUAUUGUUCAACAAUAUAGUGGUAUCAAUGACAUUGAGGUGGCAUUUUUGUUCUACAUAUUUUCAAUAAUUUAUCCUUUUCAAUGAUGAAAU
Messenger RNA from Lepus europaeus (European hare), 5469 nucleotides. It is a transcript of the gene TRHDE, whose product is annotated as thyrotropin releasing hormone degrading enzyme. Gene Ontology annotation, molecular function: metalloaminopeptidase activity; peptide binding; zinc ion binding. The record is from RefSeq and is a predicted model, not a curated record. Gene Ontology annotation, cellular component: cytoplasm. Bases 1 to 3204 code for a protein of 1067 amino acids. NCBI's taxonomy places the organism in Eukaryota, Metazoa, Chordata, Mammalia, Lagomorpha, Leporidae. Gene Ontology annotation, biological process: peptide catabolic process; proteolysis. The transcript is spliced from 19 exons.